Molecule: messenger RNA, 1075 nt
Organism: Malus domestica (apple)
Lineage: Eukaryota; Viridiplantae; Streptophyta; Magnoliopsida; Rosales; Rosaceae
Source: RefSeq, a predicted model, not a curated record
AUCUCUUCGUGAUGUUCUUAAAGGGUCAAGACCAGGUUUCGACCAUUUGCCAUUUGGGGGUAAGCCGAUUCUUUUUGGAGGUGAUUUCAGGCAAAUUCUUCCUGUUGUCCCAAACGGAAGCGUCGCUGACAUUGUUGAAGCUUCAUUGACAAGUUCAUAUCUUUGGCCCUAUUUAACUAUAUUCUUUUUGAAGCAAAAUAUGAGACUUUCAAAGACAGGUUUGGACGAAAGGGAAAAACAAGAACUUGCUCAUUUUGCAAAGUGGAUAUUAGACAUUGGCAAUGGUACUGUUGUCGAAUCUUUAUCUUCAACUGAUGAAGAAAGCUGUUGGGUUCAGAUACCCGAACAAUUCCUUAUUCGUUUUGAUGAAGAUCCCAUCAAAGCCAUGGUUUCAGCUGUGUAUACGGAUUUCAUGACAAAUUUUCAAGAUGUCCCGUAUUUGAAAGAGAGAGCUAUUGUGACACCACGUAAUGAUACAGCUGCUGGAAUAAAUGAUUUUCUGUUGGGUAUGGUACCCGGUGAAAGUCGUACCUAUCUCAGUUUUGAUUCAGUGUCUUCUUCAACAGAAAAUUUAGAGAAUUUAGACGUGCUUUAUCCAACAGAAUUUCUAAACCAACUUGAUUUACCUGGUUUGCCGCAUCACAAGUUGGUUUUGAAAGUUGGCACCCCAGUGAUGUUGAUCAGGAAUUUAAACCAAAGUGUUGGGUUGUGUAACGGAACACGAUUGGUUGUGAUCCAAUUAAACGACAGAAUUAUACAAGCAAAAAUCAUUACAGGAAGCAACAUUGGUGAAAAAGUUUUUAUCCCCAGGAUAAUUACUGAAUCAUCUCAGCACAAAUUUCCCUUUAUCUUGCGAAGGCGACAGUUCCCUCUAAAAAUUUGUUAUGCGAUGACAAUCAACAAAAGUCAAGGACAAUCCUUGAAAAUUGUCGGUUUGUAUCUAUCCCAACCUGUUUUUUCUCAUGGGCAACUAUAUGUUGCGGUGUCUAGAGUCACCUCAAAAAAAGGUCUCAAAAUUGUUAUCACUCAUGAUUCCGACAUGCCUUACGGCUAUACAAAAAAACAUAGUUUAUAA